This is a messenger RNA of Ectocarpus siliculosus, 1152 nucleotides long. Lineage: Eukaryota; Phaeophyceae; Ectocarpales; Ectocarpaceae. The record is from the annotation of a GenBank genome assembly.
AUGCACGAUUUCUUCUACUCCACGCUUGCCGCCGGCGUUCUUUUCAUCGCGUCGCUCGAGCUCAUGCUCUCCGGCUUCUGCUACGUGUUCUUCUUCGUCAGCCUCGAAGAAUCCGACAAGAAUGACAAUAGCAGCGACACGGGGGUCGCCUCCCACCGAGUUAGCACUGUUCCGGCCUCGCGGGGAAACAGGAACCGGACAUCCUCUGCCAGCCACAGUGUAGCCAGGAUUCCGAAUAACACCGGCCGGCUCUCCUCGAGUCUAUCUGCAGCGGUUACUGCCAGCGGCGGUGGCACCGGAAGAGGCUACCCGACGACGGAAACGAGCGGAGGUCGUGAAUCGCCGCCAGCGAGAGAAGCAGCCGCAACAAUGCCACGUGACCAAGGUGUCUUCCACGAUGAUGAGGGUCUCACACGAAGGGCAGGAGUUGGAGGGAGACGACCAGGAACAGUUGCGGGAGGAGGGUCGACAGUAGAGCCAGCAACGACGGCCGUCAGUGGCAGUCGUAGGUCAGGGAGUGGCUCAGUAUCGUCCGUUAGCACCGAGAACCGGGACACGGUUUGGAUGGGGAGACCGACAUCGUCACUGCCGUCAUGGUUACAAGAAGCAGCAACAGCAGCAGCCGCAGCAAGCACGAAUGGAAAGCAGCAAGAAGCCCCGACGUUGCCGCCCGGAGUGCAGGCGUACCAGAGGGGCACUCGGUACAUUGUACAAGGGAGUCGACCGGCUGCUGUUGCCGGCAGCGGCGGAUCUGGUGGGGCUGCAGGAGGUAGCGACCCAGGCGCCGAGCUAGAGGCGGCUGCGUUGGCGUCGUGGGCGGCUCUGGAAGGCAAUACGAUCGAGCCGCGAAGGGAGACGGCGGCGUGUGAGGGUAGGGGACACGGGGGAGUUGCCGCUGUUGUAGACACGACAGAGACGAUGGCGCAAGGCGUUCGCGUCGUUGAAUGCGAAAGCGUUUCUGCAGAACGGGCAGCGGUGGAUGGUGACGAUGAUGCUGGAAGCGGCUGUAGCAGGCCGACGUCGGGGCUUGGAGGAGCAGACGUAACACUCGUGGAUACGGAGCGGGCUGCGGUAUCUGCGGCGCCAGGGGGUUGGCGAGUGCUUGAUUUGUCCGAGAGCUCUGUCGAUGCGGGCAAUGAUAACAAACGGUAG